GCAGGUACAUAGGCGCAAACUCCCAUCGCUAAAUCAGAAAAGAAUCAACAUUUUGUUUUUGUGUAAAAUUGCAUUUAGCAAUUAAUUGUUGCUAUAAUUAGCAAAUGGCGAACAACCUGGAGUCACGUGUGGUGGAUCUGGACGUGGCCUGCCUGAUCUGCCUGAAUGAGGAGUCCGGCCAUAUCUCCAUUUACAGCCAUGACUUGGAGCCGCCGCACACCCUGAUUGCGGACAUGAUCCGCUGUUGCACCAGCCUGCAACUGGAGAGUUUGCAAAUGCAGCGCUGGCCGGACAAGAUCUGCGAGCAGUGCCACAGUGAAUUGGCAGUCGCCUACCGCUUCUAUGAGAAGUGCGUGCUGAUCGAAAAGCUAUUCCUCACUGCGACAAACAGCUCGCACUCCGUCGAUGCCGACGAAUUGGCCAGAAACCAACAGCUGAAGCUGUAUCUGGAAGAGCACCACGUCAAGCUGCCCGCCAGUUUGAAAAUCAAACGCGUGAACGUGGAUGCAGACACUCCUCUUGCGAGUCGUACGGUGGGUCCAGUGUCAGCGACAAGAUUAAAUGCAGGUGAAAGUUCCAGUACUACAUCCACAACAGCGUAUGGCGCAACUGCAAAUCUUCCCGUGAUAAAGGUGGAGUAUAGUCAGGAGGGCCAGGAAAACACAGACUCCCUGCCCCAGAUACCAGAUGAAUCUAGAUCAAUGGUCAUGUCCCUGGACACCCUCAUCGAAACGGUACCCAUGAAGGAUCAACCGGGCGAUACUUCAGAUCAGGAAUGUGGAAAAAUUCUCAUCCCAAGUCCUUGGGAAUACGACAAUGCCCCAAACCAUUUCUAUGAAAUUACAAUGGAGGAGACGGUGUCGCCUCCUCCUUCACCAACACCACCACCACCACCGCCAUCACGCGCCCCCAACACGAUCCAACGACCCAAUAUAAGCAAAGCGAAAAGGCGCACAGCCAACCGGAACGUGCGCCAAAGAUCUGCACCAACAGCUACUAUCAGCACGCCCUCAACGCGCACAUGAAGCACAUCAAGAAAUCUCUGAUCAUAAAGCAGUAGUUGAUUCCAAAAGGCGGAAGCAGCAGGCCUGGAUGGCCGGCACGUCAUCUCCUUCCAUAUAGUAUUAUAUAUUUAUUUUCGAUUAUUCAAAUGAAGGAAGAGUACGAGGGCGGAAAUUUUUUUUUUUUAGGAAAAACCCGCCACUUAAACCAAGGAAAAGCUUGAUACCGUA
Molecule: messenger RNA, 1232 nt
Organism: Drosophila obscura
Lineage: Eukaryota; Metazoa; Arthropoda; Insecta; Diptera; Drosophilidae
Exons: 2
Coding region: 105-1025 (306 amino acids)
Cellular component (GO): nucleus
Molecular function (GO): zinc ion binding
Source: RefSeq, a predicted model, not a curated record